This is a messenger RNA of Guyanagaster necrorhizus, 1752 nucleotides long. RefSeq lists its product as uncharacterized. Gene Ontology annotation, cellular component: actin cortical patch. NCBI's taxonomy places the organism in Eukaryota, Fungi, Basidiomycota, Agaricomycetes, Agaricales, Physalacriaceae. The coding region runs from base 49 to 1752 and encodes 567 amino acids. Gene Ontology annotation, molecular function: Arp2/3 complex binding. The record is from RefSeq and is a predicted model, not a curated record. Gene Ontology annotation, biological process: endocytosis; actin cortical patch assembly; actin cortical patch localization. The transcript has 9 exons.
AUUUACUCUCCUCCCAUUCCUGCCUCCACCGUUCGAUGACCAGAGACAAUGUCUCUUGCCAUGGAAGACGACUUUGGCAUCGUAUACGUCGUCGAGAAUGCCCAGCAGUUCUGGUCAGAGCUGGACGACAUUUUGACGAUGCCGCGAGGAGCGCCGCCGACGCUGCAACAGUUGGACGGAAUGAUGAACAGGUGGCUGGGAAUCUGUGCCAUAUAUCAUGAACUCUAUUUGCAAACACCACUCCAGCUGGAGCAUGCGGUCGACCUUUUGCUCGAUUCGGAGCUGUGGGCCUUCCACUCUGAGAGAAUGUGCGAGAAUCUGGCUGAGACCGCCAAGUCAAAUACCGACCCACACGCUCAGCUCGUUACCUUCAAUGUUCUAUUACGGUAUGGCCAGCGAAAAACUGAUUUCUUUCGUGCGCAAAGGCGAUGGGGCACGUUGGUACCGUUGCUAAUGGAUCAUACACUCGUGGAGAUCGAUGAGAACGAGGAUGGUGUCAUCGAGGCUAAACUACGGCUAGUGGGCGUAAGGUUGCUGUAUGAAGUCUGUCGUUGGCAAAAGCUUAGCGUCGCCGAGUUACGCGUCUUUGACGAUUCCUUUAUCGAUUACUUGUUUGAUUUGGUGGAACAGACAAGACACGUCCAGGACGAGACCUUUAACUAUUCUGUAAUAAAACUGAUAGUGGCAUUCAACGAGCAGUUCAUGGUGGCUUCUAUAUGUGAUCGCGAGCAAAGUGGAGUAGAGCAGAACCGUGUUCUGAGGGUGUUGAUGCGGCGACUAGGUUCGAGCAAAACCUUUGGAGAGAAUAUGAUAUUUAUGCUCAACAGAGCUCAGCGGACAUCAGACGACUUGUGCAUGCAGUUACUGGUACUCAAGCUGAUCUAUCUGCUAUUUACGACAAAGGGUACCGAAGAAUAUUUCUAUACGAACGAUCUAUGUGUAUUGGUUGAUGUGUUCUUGAGAGAAGUGGUUGAUUUGGACGAGGACAGCGAGUCGCUGCGACAUACGUAUCUCCGCGUAUUGCAUCCGCUACUAACGAAGACGCAACUCAAAGAUGUACCAUAUAAGCGGCCCCAGAUCAAGUGUGCUUUGGAGAGUUUGGUGCGGGACAGCAGAAUACAUGAUAUCAAUCCAACGACCAAGAGGCUCGUGGAACGGUGUCUCGGAGGAGAAUGGUGCGUGCAGCUGAAAAAGGCAGACGACGUGUCCAGAUCCUCUACACCGAGCGAUUCCGUUGCCCCGAGUCGGAGCCACCUAGGCCUGCCAGCAAGCGUUGACGGUAUGGGUUCGGGAACGCCUGGAAAGACGCUCAAGUCUAGCCGAAGCGCAGAAAAUAUGGUUGCGAAGGGAGGAAUCCGUGUUGGGGCCGUGCGAAGACCGAGUAACGCCAGUGCCGGCAGUUUCUCUGGCGUGGCGACCGCUGCUCCUUCUACGUCUACAUCCAAACCUCCAGUCCCCUACCCACGCCGGAAAGGAACUGCCAGCUCAGAGCAUGUCGAGAGACUUCAUGUUGAACGACCAUCACAUUCUCACCACAUCGAUCUCUCCUCCCAAUCCGACGCUGGAGGCGAACCGGCCCGCACUAAGCUUAGGAAGCCUCCACCUGCGCCCGUGGCGCCUGGUGUCUAUUCCGCUCCUCCUCCGAUACCACCGAAGCGGAGAAAACCUCCAGCUGUGCCCGUCAGAUCUGGCAGGCAGGUUACUGUUUUCGAGACCAUCAAGACAUCGGCGACGAGUCCAUUGACUAGAUGA